UCCUUGUACCUUGACGGUCCGGUGCGACAGGUCGAAGGUUUCGUGGUAGCCGUGUCUGAUCCAGUCCAGCGAGUCCUUCAGCUCGGGCCUGGCGCUCCGCUUCGCCUCUUUGAUCCUCUUCUUGCUCUUAUGGUUCAUUCCUCCUCUGGGCUUGUGUCGCGGUCUCCGUUAGCUGUGAAGCUAACCCGGGGCUACCACACGCUCACAUCCACUAGCCUGCGCUGCUCGCCGGCUCGCCGCCUGCUCUCACCCGCUCAGCCUCCACGGAGCAGAAGCGGCUCCGCGGUUUCAACCUGAUAAACCUGUUCAGCACAGCCCAGACCACAGGGGCUCUUUAAUGAUAGAGUGCUAACAGCAGCUAGCAGCAGCUAACAACAGCUAACAGUAGCUAACAACAGCUAGCUGCCUGCACACACGAUGCUUCUGCUACUGACACGCCCAUGUGUCACAGUACACACCUGAUUGGCUUCAAAGGCUCAGGAAGCAGAGCUUUGAUUGGUCAGAGGGUGGAAUGUGCCUUCCCGCCAGGCGUAUACUUCGAUUUGAUUGGCUGUUGAGCUGCCGUCCUGUAAUAGGCUGGACGCGGAAACAGGAAACAGACAAAGUGUCUGUUGCUGAUGUUUCUACAGGAGAAUGCGUCCGUAGCCUCACGGAUCACUGACCGAGGAGGAGGUCGAUUCACACGGCGAUGGAGCGAUGGAUCCCGCGGGAGCUAACGAAGCUAACGAGGCUAGCAUAGCUUAUAAAGUGUUCACGUUUGAAGACAACAGCGCAGAGUGUCUGUCAGUGUCUGUACCUGAGGUCCUGGACCCUCAGUAUGGCAUGUACGUGUGGCCGUGUGCGGUGGUGCUGGCUCAGUUCCUGUGGACCCACCGGGAGGAGCUGAAGGACCACACAGUGCUGGAGCUCGGGGCCGGUGUGAGUCUCCCCGGGGCGGUGGCGGCGCGGUGCGGUGCGAAGGUGAUUCUGUCGGACAGCGCCCGGACGCCGCGGUGUCUGGAGAACUGCCGGCGCAGCUGUGAAGCGAACGGCCUCCGUGAGGUGGUCGUGGUGGGUCUCACCUGGGGGGAGGUGUCCCCGGACCUCGUCCUGCUGCCUCACCUGGACUUCAUCCUGGGAUCUGACGUGUUCUACGAGCCUCGAGAUUUCGAAGACGUUCUCGUGACUGUUGCUUUUCUUCUGAGGAAAAAUCCCAGAGCACAGUUCUGGACCACGUACCAGGAGAGAAGCGCUGAUUGGUCGAUUGAGCCGUUGCUCCGCAGAUGGAACAUGAACUGUGUCGACAUCCAGUUGGAAAACUUUGGUGCCGAUAAAUCUGAGCUGGCCGGAUCGACUCUGCCGGGCAGCCACAGCGUCCACAUGAUGAUCAUCACACUGGACACAAGGGAUUUGGACUGAAGAGGACAACGUGUCUCCCAGAGGACGGUCCGGUGAAAUAACCAGAUGAGCGACUCUGUGCGUCGCCCAGGAGAACAGUCAAGAGUCAAGUUUUUAUUUGCAGAUCCCAUUUAAUAUGUUUCUCAAAAUGUGUUUUAAAAAUGAAUCCCGAUUAAAAUGUUUUGAAUCCCAAA
This is a messenger RNA of Limanda limanda (common dab), 1571 nucleotides long. Its product is annotated as histone-arginine methyltransferase METTL23-like. The record is from RefSeq and is a predicted model, not a curated record. The transcript has 5 exons. The coding region runs from base 697 to 1398 and encodes 233 amino acids. NCBI's taxonomy places the organism in Eukaryota, Metazoa, Chordata, Actinopteri, Pleuronectiformes, Pleuronectidae. Gene Ontology annotation, cellular component: nucleus; cytoplasm.